This is a messenger RNA of Numida meleagris (helmeted guineafowl), 3540 nucleotides long. It is a transcript of the gene LRRC18, whose product is annotated as leucine rich repeat containing 18. Gene Ontology annotation, molecular function: protein binding. The record is from RefSeq and is a predicted model, not a curated record. Bases 630 to 1412 code for a protein of 260 amino acids. NCBI's taxonomy places the organism in Eukaryota, Metazoa, Chordata, Aves, Galliformes, Numididae. The transcript has 4 exons.
CAGGUCCAGAUGCUUUUUCUUUCUGCAUUAUUUGAAAUCUAACAUUUCCAGACACAACAUGCAGUUCAGCUCUUUUCCCUCCAGCCUGAACUUGUAUGCUGGAACUACACAUUAUGCUAAUGAUCUCCAAGGACCUGGCACUGCUGUUGCUUAGGAACAAAAGUUUUACAGGCUGCAGACAGAGAACUGAACAGAGGCACUGUAGCUGGGCAAGUUCUUUUUCCACUCUUCUUCCCCUCAGAAUUUAACGGAAAUUGUCCUAUGCUCCCCUGCUUUACCAACUGAAAGACAAACUCAUUUCUCACAGAAGAGCAGACCAGAGGAAGACUGCACAGUAACAGACCAUGAAGGCUCAUCUCACACUGCUGAAAGAAAGAAGCAGCUUGUGACAUCAGUACCACGGCUUUUAAGACUUCCUAGCUGCUAGCUGGUAAUUUUGAAACCUAGAUUCCAUUUUUAACCCAAAACAACCAGCCCUUCGAAAGUGUGAGCACACCUCCAGGACAUGUUUAGCUGAUCAUUGUAUCUUAGGUAGGAUGCAAGGAAGUAACAGUCACUGCUUUCAAAGGCUUUGCUGGGGUUCCCCACUUCUUCCAGAGUCCAGUGUGUUUGUCUCUCUCUGAGGAAAGAUGGCCAAGGGGAAAGGUCCAAAAGGGAAAAAAAUCACCUUGAAAACUGCAAAAAAUUCCAUCAGGAUCUCUUUUGAUGGAGGUCGCCGUCUUGACUUAAGUAAGAUGGGUAUCACUACCUUUCCUAAGUGCAUUCUAAAACUGGCUGAUGUGGAUGAGCUUGAUUUGAGCAGAAACAUGCUAAAAAAGAUCCCAAACAGCAUCGAGAAGUUCCAGAAACUGCGGUGGCUGGACCUGCACAGCAAUCAGCUUGAAGACUUGCCCAAGACAGUAGGUACACUUCAGAAUCUUUUCUACCUGAAUAUAUGUAACAACAAGCUGACCAGUAAGAAUUUGCCAGAGGAGUUGAACCUUCUAAAGAACCUGCGUUUUCUCAACCUCGGCUUGAACUGUCUUGACAGCAUCCCCCCCACACUUGGGGCCCUGAAGGAGCUUAAGGAGUUAGGUCUCUUUGACAACCUCUUGACCGUCAUCCCAAACAGUGUGAAGAGGCUCCCCAAGCUCCAGAAACUGAAUGCAGACAGAAACCCUCUCCCUGAGUUAGUAAAAAAAGAAGAGUAUGUCGAUCCCAUAAAACGCAUAGAAUCGCUUUACUUAGUACAAGAGAAAGACCUAUGCUGUUCCUGCCUGAAGGCUUGUCAGGAAGAAAGGGGCAAACUAAAGAAGUUUAAGAACACAGUGCCCUGCCCCUCUAAGAAGCUCAGUUUCCCUUUACUCCUUACGCCCAACUCCACUGCAGUGGAUAACCAAGAACAAUGGAGAUUAAAAGAUGAACAUCUCUGAAAUCUACAAAUGCUCUCUAUGGACCACGUCCUAUAAAAUCCAGCUCAAGCUAAUAAAAAGCUAUCCACCUUCCUCCUUCAUUUUUUCUGCAGUUCUCUUCAUUUAAAAAUACCCAGUUUUAGAAGCAGAUCUGAGGUAGUCUCUAGAACUAAAUCAGUAACAAAGUAAAGCAAAUAUACAUUUGGAAAAGGACACAUCAGAAAGACUAGUUUCUAGCACCUGGCUUGUUCCUACAACAUGUUCUACUGUUUGUUUUUAUUAAGAAUCUUGCGUCUGUCACAUGUCCAUUGAAGGAGUCUUCACAAAAGUAGUUAUUUCCACUAACUAUGCUCACACCAUUUAGCCCCCAAACAUUAGUCUUGUUAAUUUUCAUUGGGUAAGGCAUAGUUAUGCACAGUCUCAAUGAAUACAAAGUGUAGGAAAUAGAAGAGCUAAACACCUUGUUAUCCUGUUUGCCAUACAAAGCCAGACUCUGCUUAAGCAAGCUUUGUGAGAUUCUGGAUGCUGUACCUGGGCACAGCAUUCUCUAGUUUGCAUAACAAUGAGCACCAUUACCUACUCAUACUAUUUUGUCUGUCUCAGUCUGAGUUUCACUCAAAGUAAGCUGCAAAUGGGAAAAGGGUAUGGAAAAGAUAAAUCACCAUUUUUAAAGGUUUUGGACAAUUCACAUAGGCAGUACCUUCCUGCCCCUGAUCACCCCCCUUCUACUACACCCAAGAGUCAGUUGGUGAAUCAGGGAAAUCAGGUCUGGUGCCUCCACAGUAAUUUUUAGCUUUCAAUUGACAUGCAUGCAUACACACAUGCACCUAAGCACAUGUGCCAUGUUACUUGCUGAUAGCACAUCCCUCGGACAGACUGCUAACAGCCUGCAAACAGCAAUACACAGGUGCAAGGAAUGAGCAGAUUAUAAAAGUAGUUGAGCAUGGCAUAAGAAGAGGUGCUGGCUAUGGACUCAGUAACAUGUGGUGACAGCACAGAUUUAACUAUAUUUAAAUGAAGAAUGAAGUGCCAUGGGUGAAGCAUUCAGUGGUCCAGAAAUAUCCAAUUAUCAAUUUCUAAAUGGCUAGAGUAACAACUAAGAAUCAGAACUCCUACAUAUUAUACCUAUGGACUAGAUGGAAAAACUUGGUAUUGGGUUUCCACAAAAUAACACUACCUGAACAUCAUAUGCUACAUCAAAAUAAUUGUUUCUUCUUUCCAUCCUUGAGCUCUGCCAUUAUUAAUAGCAUGUCUGGGCAAAGAGCUUAGUCUGGUCUGCCUCCCUGUCUCAUACAGCACAGGAAGAGCAGAAAUGCUAUGGAGUGAAUUAGCAGUUGCUCCACACAGAACACAUCCAUCUCCAUAGAGUUAACCACCACUUCUGGCUCAGAUUAUGCUCUAGCCAGAGCUGUUUGCACACUGCACUGACACUUCUUGCAAAUUUGACUCAGGGUGAAAGUGUUCACUUCAAAGAUAGGUAAUGACCUGCAACAUGUGAAGUGCAAACAAAAAGAGGAGCACAGCUCACACAAACAAGACACUACAACUCAACAGAUCUCAACAACAUUCUGCCUCCAGGCGAUCAUUCCACAGUACAUCAGUCAGGCACUUAGGGUUGAAUUCCUCACACACCCAAUUUAAAAAGAGUUACAGCUGCACAAGUAAGAGGCAAAUCUACACUGAACAUGGUCUCAUUCAACUGACACUGGAAGGAAAGCUUUCUUUUUCUGCAGUGGUAAAUCUGAUGGACAACAAAUUGGGAUCUCCACUGCGCAGUUACUGUAACGUGCCAAAAUGUCCAUACACACAUCUGUCAUCAUCUACUCUAAACAUGCAAUAAAGAGCCCAUUAUGUAGAAACAUUAUGGAUUAGCUCUAUAACCUCACCUCACUGACUGUCUCUAUUCCACACUAACCAUCUGUGUAGAGUUUACCAAUAAAGUCAUAGUAAAGAGGUAAUAAUUAUUAAUAAACUAUGCACAAUCAGCUACUUAACACAUUCCUCAUGCCUUCAAAUUGUGAAUGCUGUACACUAGAACACUUUUCAGAGUUCUGGAGACACAAACAACUAAAUUUCCAGUUACUUUCUUUUUUUUUUAAGGUACAACUUAUUCACGUAUUACCUCUUAUUUUCUACUGUUAUCCAAUGU